Molecule: messenger RNA, 378 nt
Organism: Trichobilharzia regenti
Lineage: Eukaryota; Metazoa; Platyhelminthes; Trematoda; Strigeidida; Schistosomatidae
Source: the annotation of a GenBank genome assembly
AUGUCUACUGAAGGAGUAGAUCUAGGUUGGAUUGCUGCAUUUCUCAGAGAAUUGUCUGAAGAUAUUGAUGCUGAAGUGGUUGGUGAAUAUAUAUCUGGGUUGCUAACUGUAUCUCACGAUCAGUCAGGAACAUUGUCUGAGGAAAUUCAAGAGUUACUCUCUGCAUACCUUUCUCCUGAAAAGUCAAAGAAUGCAGCCGAUGAAAUUGUAUCCAGAUAUGCUAGACUAAUAUCAGCAGUAGAGAAUACUGUCACAUGUACAGAUGAAAUUAAGUCUGUUGAAGAUCAAAUGAGAAAUCUAAUGAAAGCUGAUUGUACACGUGUCAUGGAAUCGCCAACAAUAAAAACUGCCCCUCUGAUCGAGAUCCCUGUACUAUAG